GCAGACUUUGGUUUCUUGGUAAACUGAAUGCAUGCGAGCUUAUCUCAGCAGAAAAAUCUUUUCAAAAUGGUGUCAUUGCUCUCUAGAAAGACAAUUUAAAUAGAUGUAUUUUUUUCCUUUUCAUUCCCUUUAGUGGAAUAAAUCAUUUCUGUGCUUUUGUAAUGUAUUAAACGCAGGUAUAUUAUACUGUAUUUAUGUAUGAAACAUUAAGCAUGUGUAUUGCCAUUCACAUUUUCCUACACAGUCUUAAGAGAAGAGGGAGUGCAAUUCAGCUUCAAAUGCCUUUAGUGUUCCCCUUUUGAUUACAAUGUUAGUUAAUUAUUUCAGCUUUACACACAAUGUCAAGUCCUUGUGCCUGGCGGCAAUUAGAGAUGUGCAUUCAUUAAAACCACCCUUGUUCUUUCCCUAAUGCAGCCAUCAGCUAUAGGCCGUGCCUAACCAUCCACACAAUGAGGAAACGUAAUUAAUAACUGCACACGCUCACAUUUAUAAACACACAUGUGCACCCUGCUUUAUAUAGAACGCAUUCUGUGAAUUGGAGGCAAAUAUUUGGAGUACAGAUCAAGCAUGUGUUUAUGGGGCAGUAAAAGCUUUAUUGAACUCCUGGAAGGCUUAGUAAACAUAUUCGUUUUACAUGAUGAAAAGGAAAAGUUACGUAGUUAUGUAGGCUACAUCUAAAUACUGAAACAUGCUACCUUUGCAAUAUGGAAAAUGGAGGCCCCGAACCACAAAACCAGUCACACAGGUAUAUUUGUAGAAAUAGCAAACAAUACAUUGUAUGGGUCAAAAAAUUGUAUUUAGGUAAAAAAAAGUCAUACAGUCAUGUUGGAAAGUGUUGCCUGAGGGCAGCAAUUCAGCUACCUAAGCUUUUGGAUGUAGUCAAAGACUUCUUAACCUGCAUCUCUCUCUUACUGUCUGUUUCUUAGGUAACAUCUUUGUGGUGAGUUUGGCGGUGGCGGACCUGGUGGUGGCCAUCUAUCCGUAUCCGCUGGUACUGACCUCCAUAUUUCACCGGGGCUGGAACCUGGGAUACAUGCACUGCCAAAUCAGCGGCUUCCUGAUGGGUGUCAGUGUUAUCGGCUCCAUCUUCAACAUCACCGGCAUCGCUAUCAACCGCUACUGUUAUAUCUGCCACAGCCUCAAAUACGACAAGCUCUACAGCGACAAAAACUCAGUUUGCUAUGUACUGUUAAUCUGGGCCUUGACAGUGCUUGCUAUUGUGCCCAACUUGUUCGUAGGCUCCUUGCAGUAUGAUCCACGGGUUUAUUCCUGUACGUUCGAGCAGUCGGCGAGCUCGGCAUACACGAUCGCUGUCGUGUUCUUCCAUUUCAUUCUUCCCAUCAUGAUCGUCACCUACUGUUACCUGCGAAUCUGGGUUCUGGUCAUACAGGUGCGACGACGGGUGAAGCCCGACAAUCGUCCCAAGCUCACGCCUCAUGACGUGCGAAACUUCGUCACAAUGUUUGUUGUUUUCGUGCUCUUUGCCGUGUGCUGGGCACCAUUAAACUUCAUCGGGUUGGCUGUAGCGAUUUCUCCCGAGCGUGUGGUUCCUUUAAUACCUGAAUGGCUGUUUGUGGCAAGUUAUUUCAUGGCAUACUUUAACAGUUGCCUCAAUGCAAUCGUCUAUGGAGUUUUGAACCAGAACUUCCGUCGUGAGUAUAAGCGCAUUGUGGUUUCAGUAUGUACUGCCAGGAUCUUCUUUGGGGAAAGUUCUAAUGAAGCGCAAGAAAGACUCAAGAGUAAACCUUCGCCCCUCAUGACUAACAACAAUCAGGUCAAAGUGGACUCUGUGUAAGUGUUUAAGCAUAAGACGUGAAAAGUACACAGCAAAACCAAUCCUUGCUUGAAACUAAGCAGACUUGAUUUAAAAGAAAAUCUGAUCACCAAAUAUGAUGUUAGGACGUGGCGUCUAGCCCUGAAACUGUGAUUUGUUGCCUCAACACAAUCAAAACAAACAGGAAAUUAUCAUCAUUGUCUUUUAUAAAGCACUUUUUUCAUUCUUGUUCAGACGUACUUGUAAGUAUGUAUGAAUUUAUUGUUUAAAUGUUUACAGUAAUUGUAUCAGCAAAUCUAUGUAAGACAUACUUUGUGUAAUGAUUUUAUAUGAGUUAUCUUUGUCUGAAGAGAACAAAAAACAAAUACGAAGGUAUGAUGGAUAUAUAUUACUGUAUAUAAAUAUAUAUAGAGAGAGUGAGAGAGAGAGAGAGAGAGAGAGAGUGAGAGAGAGUAAGAGAGUUUCACUGAUGUUGUUCAUUCAGUGGAGAAUGAAGAACAACGCUCUCAAAAUGUUGCCAUGUACAUCAGCAUAUCUCUACAAUGCCUGGCCAUAAAUGUGACCAAAACUUUAUAAACACUCAACCAAAAGAGUUUGUUACAAAGUUUACUGUUUUGAGAUGACCUCACCCGGUUCAACACUGUUACUCUACAUAUGAGAGAGCAAUACACUUCGAUUGCUGCUUUCCCACAAUCCCCUGCAAACAUUUUUGAGGGUAUGGGGUUCUUUUUCUGUAGGGUUUCUAUACCCUUUUCUUGCUAUUCUCUUUUUUAAAUGGUUUUUAUUUUCACCUGUCUUUAUCUAUUUAAACCUCUCCUUGCCUUCUCUCUUUUUUUUCUUUGUAUCCAUCUCUUUCUCUCCACUCUUUGUAUGCAUGGAUCUGAUGACAAGUUCAUAUGCAAACUGAGUAAAAAUAAUAAAAGUAAAAUGUUUGAUGAAUAAGAAAUAAAAUGGAAAUUUCUGCAUAAUUAUGUGGAGUUUAUACAUUAUAUGUGUAUGUUGAAUAUGUGACAGAAUUAGAAUGUGCGCGGAAAACAGUUUUGUCUUUUUUUUUAGUAAACUAUUUAAUCAUAAAUCAAGAUUUAAAAAUACUCUAAAUCUGCACAAUACAUAAAGAUAAAAAAAAAAUACAAUUUGCUCAGAAUAUCUAAAUUAUUCUUUAACAUUGAAAUAGGCCAUAACAUUGAGUGAGACUAUUAUUUUUACUUAAUUAGUUUUAUAAAUAACAUUCUAAUACUGGUGGUAGAUGCAGUUCUGUGCAAAAGUAUAUCCAAAAAAAGCCAGUUGUGGAGCAUGUUGUCAGACUCCUUCUGCAUAUAAAAAUCUCAAUGGAUUAUUGCAUUUAAUGGCAAAAGGACAGUUUGAAACUGAUAUUACUGACAUCCUACAGGAAGAUAGAAAUUACUGGUUUAGAAACUGACCUUUAGAAACUGGCUUUAAGCCUUUUUUUUUGUGAUGGUGGUGGUGAAAAUACUAAUGACCUGAGACUUGUAUUUUUUCUGUCUUAAACCUUUGAAAGGUGUAUUAUAAUAAUACAUUUAUGAUUAUUAUAGUUUUUUAAAAUUACAAUUGCAUAAAUUCCAGGAUAGGCUAAAUAGGA
Puntigrus tetrazona (Sumatra barb) is the source of this 3374-nucleotide messenger RNA. Its product is annotated as melatonin receptor type 1A-A. Gene Ontology annotation, molecular function: melatonin receptor activity. The coding region runs from base 1034 to 1795 and encodes 253 amino acids. NCBI's taxonomy places the organism in Eukaryota, Metazoa, Chordata, Actinopteri, Cypriniformes, Cyprinidae. Gene Ontology annotation, biological process: G protein-coupled receptor signaling pathway. The transcript has a single exon. The record is from RefSeq and is a predicted model, not a curated record. Gene Ontology annotation, cellular component: membrane.